AUGAAGUGUUUCUAUAUUUUUAAGGAUAAAUCGAAGAACAAGAAAGGAAAAGCAAAUUCGGCCCCAGAAUUGAGAGACCAAAGCAACUCAGAUGGUUCAGCUUUGAGUCGUACAGCAAGAUCCUUACCAUCUCCAAGAAGCAUACCUGAAUUGUACAAAGAGAAGGAGCAGAAUUUGCGAGUUUUCAGUUUUCAAGAGCUUAGAGAGGCAACAAAUGGUUUUAACAGAUUGCUUAAGAUCGGAGAAGGUGGCUUUGGGAGUGUGUAUAAGGGAACAAUCAGACCUGCUAGUGGUCAAGGUGAUCCUAUAGUGGUUGCUAUUAAAAAGCUCAACAAGCAUGGCUUGCAGUGGGUGGAGCUCUUUGGUGGUGGUGCUUUUGAUAGUGAAGAACUGAAAAUAUAUGGCUGCGUAGGUCUACCCACUCUGCCAUGGAGGAAAAGAUUAGAGAUAAUCCUUGGUGCUGCUGAAGGAUUGGCUUACCUGCAUGGAGGAAUGGAAGUCCAGGUUAUUUAUCGAGAUUUUAAAUCCUCGAAUGUUCUUUUGGAUGAGGACUUUGAGCCGAAGCUCUCAGAUUUUGGGCUUGCUAGAGAAGGGCCUACGGGUGACAGAACUCAUGUAUCCACUGCGGUGGUUGGUACAUAUGGGUAUGCUGCUCCUGAAUAUGUUGAAACAGGCCAUCUCACCAGUCACAGUGAUGUAUGGAGCUUUGGCGUGGUUCUCUAUGAAAUCCUCACUGGCAGGCGAACGCUGGAAAGAAAUCAUCCUGUCAUGGAGCAGAAGCUUCUAGACUGGGUGAAACAGUUCCCUGCUGACAGUAAAAGAUUUAGCAUGAUAAUUGAUCCACGACUCAGAAAUGAGUACUCUAUCAAUGCAGCAAAGCAAGUUGGUAAGUUGGCAGAUAGCUGCCUCAACAAGAACGCAAAAGAGCGGCCGACGAUGAGUCAAGUGGUGGAGAGGUUGAAGCAAAUAAUACAAGAUUUAGAAGGGGGAAGCACCUCCACAAAUAGGAAGGGAGGAUCGUCUCAAUCUAGCUUGUCUAGGCGGAAACAGAUCAAGGUUCGAGUAAAUUAUAAAUCAGCCCAAGAAGCAUUACGAAAUGCUCUGAUUAAUUUAGCCAAUUUACAAGCAUUUGAUGGGUUUAAAUAUUCAAGAGCUGAAGCCACACGUCUCUCUGGUAAAUCACCAAGACUUGGCUUUAUUCUUGAUGGUAGUGGGUGA
Molecule: messenger RNA, 1218 nt
Organism: Dovyalis caffra
Lineage: Eukaryota; Viridiplantae; Streptophyta; Magnoliopsida; Malpighiales; Salicaceae
Source: the annotation of a GenBank genome assembly